Messenger RNA from Ilex paraguariensis (yerba mate), 681 nucleotides. The record is from the annotation of a GenBank genome assembly. Lineage: Eukaryota; Viridiplantae; Streptophyta; Magnoliopsida; Aquifoliales; Aquifoliaceae.
CUCACAAAUAAAAAGGGUAGCUCAAUGCACGAGGCUAAGGUCUGCCAGGGUCAGAUGUACGCAGCCUUAUCUCCACAAUGUGUAAAUGUUGAUUUUGCAGCUUUUGUACUUGCAAAUGACCCAUAUAAAUUUUCUGCAGUUUUUGAUGUGUCCCAGGUUAUGUUCUUAAAACUGAUUUUUUCUGCAGAGAUGCAUUGAUGGAAUACUCUGAGGAAAUAAAGAAAUUGAGCAGCAAUUCUUUGUUUGAGUUAUUGUCAGAGGCUCUAGGACUCCAUCCAAACCACCUCAAAGACAUGGACUGUGCCGGAGGGCUUGCUGUCAUAUACCAUUAUUAUCCAGCAUGCCCACAACCACUACUUACAUUAGGCACCAGCAAGCAUUCUGAUAAUGACUUCAUCACAGUGCUUCUACAAGACCAUUUAGGGGGCCUCCAAGUUCUUCAUCAAAACAAGUGGGUUGAUGUUCCCCUGACGCCUGGAGCCCUCGUCGUGAACAUUGGAAACCUUCUACAAGCAAGUGUUUGAUCUCUGAAUCUUCUAUUUUUUUCAGACUCUACUGGUACAAAUUUCUUUACAAUUCAUAAUUUCUCAUCAGUGUCUUGAUAAUUUCAGCAGUGAUUGAUAAAGUUGAAAGAAUGAAGAGUAAGCACAACUCAAAUUGCGCAAUGCACAAUUCUUUCCU